UUCUAUUACGUACUAGUAUAUUGUUAGUAUCACUUCUUGUUUAUAAUAAUCCUAAAGAAAAUGCAAUUCUUACUCGAUUUAAUCAUCUGUGUUUCUGUUUUGACAUGGCUUGCGGAAAUUACGUCUGCAAGUAAUGAAUACACAGGGCAACGAAUUAUCGGUGGAGAUGUGGCAAGAAGUGGUCAAUUUCCAUUUAUGGCAGCGCUCACCGUGGAAACAGAAGACAGUACAUACUUUUGUGGUGGUGCCCUGAUUACGAACCAAUGGAUUUUGACCUCUGGUCAUUGCGUAUAUAAAGCAGUUACUAUAACUGUUCGUUUAGGUUCUAUCAAACUAGAAGGAAGCGACACGAGUGUGAUCACUGUGGCUUCUUCUCACGCCGUUCCACAUCCAGAAUUCAAUCCAGACACUAUUGAAAACGAUAUUGGUCUUCUUAAACUUCGGUUACCAGUACAGCUGACUACCUACAUACAGCCCGUUAAUUUAGCAACAGUCAAUCUUCCAGCUUCGGCUGCUCCUGUAGCAAUUGGUUGGGGGCAAACCAAAGAUGAUGAUCCAGAACUAGCACCUGAACUAAACUUUGUGAAGCUGGUUGUUAUAUCCAACGAUGAGUGUAGGCUUACCUAUGGUAAUCAAAUUACUGACACCAUGGUGUGUGCUGCAGGAAAUUAUAAUGAGGGUUCUUGUAUUGGAGAUGGUGGGGGACCUUUAAUUGUAACCAUGAUUGGUGGUCAAUUUAUUCAACACGUAGGUGUUUCUAGCUUUUAUAGUGGAAAUGGUUGCGAAAGCACAGAUCCUUCAGGAUAUACAAGGACCUAUCCUUAUGUGGAUUGGAUUAAAAACGUUACAAGUGGAGGAUAAAUGUGUAUAUUACAUAUUUUGUUUGAUAUUAAACCAUUUGUAAUAGAAUCUUCUACACUGUUACUAUAA
This is a messenger RNA of Zophobas morio, 930 nucleotides long. Its product is annotated as brachyurin-like. Gene Ontology annotation, molecular function: serine-type endopeptidase activity. Gene Ontology annotation, biological process: proteolysis. The record is from RefSeq and is a predicted model, not a curated record. The coding region runs from base 61 to 861 and encodes 266 amino acids. The transcript has 6 exons. Lineage: Eukaryota; Metazoa; Arthropoda; Insecta; Coleoptera; Tenebrionidae.